Molecule: messenger RNA, 3622 nt
Organism: Nilaparvata lugens (brown planthopper)
Lineage: Eukaryota; Metazoa; Arthropoda; Insecta; Hemiptera; Delphacidae
Gene: Clbn
Product: nuclear export mediator factor NEMF homolog
Exons: 17
Coding region: 16-3267 (1083 amino acids)
Biological process (GO): rescue of stalled cytosolic ribosome; ribosome-associated ubiquitin-dependent protein catabolic process
Cellular component (GO): RQC complex
Molecular function (GO): tRNA binding; ribosomal large subunit binding
Source: RefSeq, a predicted model, not a curated record
GGUUGUCACUAAACUAUGUAUAAACUAUGUAGUGACAAACUCAAGCUCUCGAUUGAUGCAACUCUGAUCGAUCGCUGUCAUCGUGUGGGUCGUCUUCACUCGAGACCUGGUGAGACUGAGGCCAGGCCGCGCACAAUUAUUGUCAAAUUCAUAAGUUAUCAGUCCCGGCAUACUGUGAUAGCGGCGAGGAGGCAGCUCAAGGGAUCCGGGGUGACGGUGAGAGAGGACCUCACUCGGCGGCGUAAUACUCUUUUCUGUGAUGUCGCUGGCAGAGUGGGCAUCAAGAAUACAUGGACUGUUGAUGGCAAGAUCAUGUGGCGUGAGUGGGACAAGAUAUGCUCAAGUGAGUGGUUGGUUGGGAUGCGUGUUAAUCAGGUUUAUGAUAUCGAUCACAAAACAUAUCUAAUCAAAUUGCAGCGCAGUGAAGAAAAAUGCAUCCUGCUUCUGGAAUCAGGGCAUCGAUUUCAUACUACAGCUUAUGAAUGGCCAAAAAAUAUGGCUCCAUCUGGUUUCAGCAUGAAGAUGAGGAAACAUUUGAAAAACAAACGCUUAGAAGUGUUUCGUCAGUUGGGCGUUGACAGAAUAAUAGACCUGCAAUUUGGAAGCGGUGAAGCUGCCUACCAUGUUAUACUUGAGUUGUAUGACAGGGGAAACAUUAUCCUUACCGAUCAUGAGCUCACCAUCUUGAACGUCUUGCGUCCACAUACUGAAGGUGAUAGAAUUAGAUUCGCUGUGCGAGAGAAAUAUCCUACUGAUAGAGCCAAACAACAAUCUGAUCCACCUACCCUUGAACAAUUGACGGAAAUAUUGCAAAAAGCUUCUAAAGGCCAGCCGUUGAAGAAAAUUCUGAAUCCUCACUUAGCGUAUGGAGCAGCACUCAUUGAUCAUGUACUUCUGAAGAGUGGAUUCCCCUCUGGUUGUGCUGUUGGCAAGGGGUUCGAGAUGGAGGAUAUUCCCAAGCUUAUGAAAGCUCUCACCCUUGCUGAAGAGAUUAUCACUGAAGCAACAAAAGCACCGUCAAAGGGCUACAUUGUUCAAAAAGCAGAAGUGAGACCUAAACCUGACGGCAGUAAAGAGGAGUUCAUGACCAAUGUCGAAUUCCAUCCAAAUAUAUUUGAACAGUUCAAGAAUUCGCCCAUCAGGGAAUUUGACAGCUUCAAUAUGUCGGUGGAUGAGUUUUUCUCCACUAUGGAAAGCCAGAAGAUUGAUCUAAAAGCAAUACAACAAGAGAAAGACGCAAUGAAAAAGCUGGAGAACGUGAAGAAGGACCACAGCUCGCGCCUGGAGGCGCUGGAGAAGACGCAGGAGGUGGACAAGCAGCGCGCCGAGCUGAUCACACGCAACCAGGCGCUGGUCGACGAGGCGGUGCUGGUGAUCAGAUCGGCACUGGCCAACCAGGUGUCCUGGCCUGACAUCCAAGACCUCGUCAAGGAGGCCACGGCGCGCGGGGAUCCUGUCGCGUCUGCCAUCAAGAAGCUCAAGCUCGACAUCAAUCAUAUCACGCUGCUGCUCAGCGACCCUUAUGUCGGCAAUACGUCUGAUGACGAUGAGGAUAGUGAUGACGAUUCAAAAUUGAAGCCAAUGAUGAUUGAUAUAGAUCUUGACCUUGGAGCGUUUGCCAAUGCCAAAAGGUUCUACGACCAGAAAAAAAUGGCAGCCAAAAAGCAACAGAAAACUAUUGAGUCACAAGGCAAGGCAUUGAAAUCAGCCGAGAAAAAGACCAAACAAACGCUCAAAGAAGUACAAGCUAUCACCAACAUCAAUAAGGCCAGGAAAGUGUUCUGGUUUGAGAAAUUCUUAUGGUUUGUCAGCUCGGAAAACUAUUUAGUAAUUGGUGGACGAGACCAACAACAGAACGAAUUGAUAGUGAAAAGGUAUCUGAAUACGCACGACAUAUAUGUGCACGCAGAUAUCACUGGAGCCAGUAGCAUUGUGAUAAUCAACCCGUCAGGUCAACCUGUGCCUCCUAAAACCCUCAACGAAGCUGGAGCCAUGGCUGUCUGUUACAGUGCAGCGUGGGAAGCAAAAGUGGUGACUAAUGCGUGGUGGGUAUAUGCCCAUCAGGUGUCCAAAACGGCGCCCACAGGAGAGUACCUCACUACCGGUAGCUUCAUGAUCAGAGGCAAGAAGAACUUCCUGCCGCCCUGUCAUCUUAUUAUGGGAUUCAGUUUUCUCUUCAAACUCGAAGAAGGAUCUAUUCCACGGCAUAAAGAUGAAAGACGCAUAAGAGGGAUCGAAGAUGAUAUUGCUACUGCAGAAAAUGCGGAAGAUAAUUCGCGUGAUGGAAAUGAUGAAGAAAUUGAACUCAGUGAUGAUGAAGGAAAAGAUAAAACAAGCUUGGAACCAGUAAAAGAAGUUGAUGAAGUAAAUGAAGCUGAUAAGAAAGAAAGUGAUGUAAAUGCAGAAGAAAAUGAUGAGGACAAGGAUGAUGGUACACCUUCAUUUCCUGAUACUGAAAUUGUUGUUAAACACACAUCGGAUAAGACGUAUGUCUCAUCAACAAAUAGCGGUUUGGAACUGAGAUCAAGCUUUUCAACUUCUGAAUCUAAUACUGAUCUGAACAUUUUGAACAAAGAAAGCGAUGGCACUAUUCAUAUAAGGCCUUCAGCGCAGAAACGCAACCAGAAAAAUCAAAGAAGAGAGAGUGAAACUGACAAUAAUGAGCAAAUGACUAAAAAUGAACAGAAAAAUCAACAACAGUUAAAGAGAGGCCAGAGAGCAAAGAUGAAAAAGAUUAAAGAGAAAUACAAGGAUCAAGAUGAAGAAGAACGAAAACUAAUCAUGGAUAUUCUACAGUCGGCAGGAACAGGAAAGGAAAGUAAGAAAAACAAGAAAGGCAGUGGAAAUAAGAAUACAGCGAACAUGAAUAAACCGAAAGUGACUCCAAAAGCGCAGCCUAAGCCUGUGGCUGUUUCCGCUGACGCUGCAGCCGAAGUGGAUGACCCUGAGCCAAGUGUGCAGACCAAUGUAGACAUGUUGGAUUCUUUGACUGGCUGCCCACUUCCAGAAGACGAACUGCUAUUUGCUGUUCCAGUUAUUGCACCUUACAAUACCAUUCAAAACUACAAAUACAAAAUAAAAAUGAUGCCCGGUACUAGCAAACGAGGUAAAGCGGCUCGAGCAGCAGUCAGCGUUUUUCUAAGGGAUAAAGCCGCCACUAAUCACGAGAAAGACCUCUUGAAAAGUGUCAAAGAACAAGAGUUGUUUCUUAAUCUCCCUGGAAAAGUCAAACUACUCGCUCCUCAGCUACAAAAACAUAAAAAAUAAUUCAUCAACUGCAAGUGGUUGUACAGUCAUGCGUAUAAGGAGGCAGGGGUGCCCAGUGCCCACAGCACGUUUUGAUGUCGCAAGUUGCGACAUGAGGCUGAAUUUUGGGGGGGAUUUUUGGAAAAAACUAGGGAAAAUGGGGGAUUUUCCAAUAUACAGUUUCUAAGUACCUAAAUGGAUACCAAAUUUUGAGAAUUUUGGGGGGGAAUUUUGCGACAAGGACCAUUGGGGAUGGGCACCCCUGUAAGGAGGUAUUUUGCACUGGCUUGCUCAGUCGAGGUCCAUGUAAAUAACAAACUAUUUAUGAAUUGUUGGAUAAGGAUGAUUGUUUAUUAUAAGUUAUUCAUUUUAUAAA